Solea senegalensis (Senegalese sole) is the source of this 1367-nucleotide messenger RNA. It is a transcript of the gene nme3, whose product is annotated as NME/NM23 nucleoside diphosphate kinase 3. NCBI's taxonomy places the organism in Eukaryota, Metazoa, Chordata, Actinopteri, Pleuronectiformes, Soleidae. The transcript has 5 exons. Gene Ontology annotation, molecular function: nucleoside diphosphate kinase activity. Bases 66 to 575 code for a protein of 169 amino acids. Gene Ontology annotation, biological process: GTP biosynthetic process; CTP biosynthetic process; UTP biosynthetic process. The record is from RefSeq and is a predicted model, not a curated record.
UUACGUCCUCGUCGCCUUCUUCCGCCUUUUCCUGUGUGUCAGUGCUCCUCCGUCCACGGGUGACAAUGAUCUGUCUGUUUCUGUCUGUGUUCGCGUACGUCUUCCAGUCAGGUUGGACCGGUGUGAAUGAACGCACCUUCAUUGCCAUAAAACCUGAUGGCGUACAACGGAGGCUGGUGGGCCAAAUUGUGCAGCGUUUUGAGAAGAAAGGGUUCAAGCUGGUGGGAAUGAAGCUCAUACAGGCAACUGAGGGUCUUCUUAAGGAACAUUACACAGAACUGAGGAGCAAACCUUUUUUCAGCGGACUGAUAUCCUACAUGAGCUCAGGACCCGUUGUUGCCAUGGUGUGGCAGGGUUUGGACGUGGUUAAGAUGGCACGCAAGAUGUUGGGAGAGACCAACCCUGCAGACUCGCUGCCAGGAACCAUCCGGGGGGAUUACUGUGUGGAAGUGGGCAGGAAUGUGAUCCAUGGCAGCGACUCUGUGGAGAGCGCUCAGAGGGAAAUCUCCCUGUGGUUCCGUGAGAAUGAGCUUCAGUGCUGGGAAGACACUCACAGCCACUGGAUCUACAACUGAUGGUCCACAAUCUCUUGUGUCUGAACCGUCCUGUAGGUUAGUUUGUUUUUUGUCUCAUGACAAAAUGGGCAACAUCAUACUUUAGAAAAUAGCUUGUAGCCACACGAGGGUCACUGGCACCUUUCGUGUCGUUUCUUACGUUUAAACUACUUGAAGUACAUUUUAGAAAAAGAAUUAUACAAUUUGAACUACAUGACCAAUUACUUGACUUUACGGUGUCUCUCGCUACAGUUUUCAUUGUAGUUUUUGUAGAACACGAGCUCAUGUUUACAGUUCUUCAGCAAUAAGCUUUGUUUUCAUGCAAUAGCGGUCAACAUGAUUCACAACAAUUAACCAAAAUAAAGGUUAAUCUUUAAAGUACAGAACACUAUCUGCACAGAGGUAUUCAGGUGGAAUUACACAAAACAUCAAACUGAGUUGUUACCAGUUUGCUCCAUUUCCACUUGAAGCAAUAAAUCUUUCCUUUUAUCUACUUGAAAAUUAAGAAUGAAACAAAUUCAGCAAUACCAUAAUUGCCUUUUUGCACAUAAACAAGUUUAAUUUUCCUGCACCAUUUAAAUUCAAAUUCUGUGAUGUAAAAUCUUCCCAUCACCUGCCCCUUGAAGAGUCAAGGUUUUUACAUUUGACGUGUAAUAGAGUUUCCUGCUUUAAUUGUGCUGAAUGUUUGCUAAAAUGUAUUUUUAAGAGUGUCCUUUUUCCAUCAUCUGGUCAUAUUCAUACUUUUUUAUAAAACACAUACUGAUGUUGAAACGAUUGUAUUGUCAAAAACAAUAAAAUUUGAUCCUCCGUUUA